UUGGUCAACCAUGGAUCCAGCUUAUCUUAUUACUUUAUUUUGUUCCGAGCUUACAAAUUGAUAGCCACGGAUCUUCUUUCCUUUUGCAUUUACUUGCAUCUUUCUUUAUACACCUCUUCUUUUUCCAAGCAUCAGCUGCAAAUAGUUGACUGAUACAGAUGCUGAACAUCUUUCAUUUUCUUUAUUUUCCACGCAGUUCUGAAAUUGUGAGCAUUCAUAUAGAGUCCAGACCAAAAUGAAGCCUUCCCGUGCGUUUGGAUUUUCAGCCGUUGGAUUGGCUGUCCAAAACGAUCCAGACCGUCGGAUGUUCAGACGGAGCAAUCUGGGUCGUCGGAUCGAAUUGUGCGUCCUCUGGUGUGCCACCGCCUGUUAUUUCGGUGCCCUCCAAUGGGCAUUUUGGUCUUUUCACGUGUACAGCCCUGCUCCCAUUCCUCCCUCGCAGGAAACCUAGCCGCCGCCCUCUUCCACUCGUCCUCCUCCCAUCACGCCGCGCUCGCACUUCCCCUGCCGCACAACCGCCGCCGCGCAGCCACCACUCCCCCUCAAGGUCACGCCCCUCCCCUCCCCCUCCUACCCUCUCCUCCUCGCUGUUUUCUCCUGCCUCUCUCCUCUUUGUUGUUGUCUGCCCAAGAUGCGGUCACCCCGCCCGCUUCUCCCUCCCCUCCACACCCCACCCGCGCCCCGUGUCUCUCUCGUCGGAGCGGCUGGCAGAAGGCGGAGAGGACGACCGCCACCCACCACCACCGCCACCGGCGCCGCGGCAGGCGCCCACCGCAUUCCCCACGUCGCCGUUGCCGCCGCAGUCCGAUCCGAGGCAGGAGGCGGAGAGGACGACCGCCACCCACCACCACCAUCACCGGUGCCGCGGCAGGCACCCACCACGUUCCCCACACUGCCGUCGCUGCCGCAGUCCGGUCCGAUCCGAUCCAACCCGACCCACCGACUGACAGGCCGUCUUGGCCACGCUGGUGCUCCUUCUCCUUCAACCUACUGCUGCUGAUCCCUGCCUCGCUGCUCCUCCUUCUCCUCUCAACGCUGCUGCUGCUCAUCGGCUUACAACUGCUGCCUCUUCUCUCCUCCGUUCCCUAGUGCUUCUCCUUCUCUGAACUUGAACCCUUGCUGCUCUGUCUCUGAAUCUCCCUUUGCUGCUACUCUGCUUUCCUUGCUGCUCCUCCUCCUCAAUGCCCCCUGCUGCCUCUGUUUCUUCUCUGAACCUGAACCCUUGCUCUCUCUCUCUCUCUGAAAUUUCUAGAAGCUGAGAUGUGUAAAACUUUGUAAUGUUCAGAUUCUAAGAGUGCUUGUAACCUGCUAUAUGUUUAGUUGGUUCGCCGUGUGCUUCCGCAUUGCAUUGGUGCCGCUCGAACCCUGCUUGUGUCUGGACGCAUGCACGUCUGGGUCAUCGUGGGUACCGCGAACGACCGGGUCGUGUCGCAGCUCGAUUUCGAUUCUGCUUUGGCGAUCGCCAUGGGAAAAACUCCCAAAAUGAUUCGAUUCACCAACCCGGGUUUGACCAAAAUGUAGCUUGACCUGCCAGGUUUGGGGGAAAACUCGCACUCUGAUUUCGUCAAUUCUGAAUCCAUACCAUUGAUCGGCUGUGACAUUGUGAGAACUUGAGUCAUGGGGUGUUUGUAAGUGAUCGAUGCUAGCGCGCUCCAAUGGCAUUGUUGUGUGGUGUUUGUAAGGGGCCGAUGCUAGGGAUUUCUAUAGUGCGUUGCAAUGGCACUAAUUAACAUGUGCAUUGUCAAUUCUGCCCGUAGUAGUAGAGGAUGGGUGUGCUAUCGCGGAAGGUCCUGCCGACUUGCGGGGCCCUGUGCUACUUCUACCCUGGGCUCAGGGCACGGUCCAGGCAACCCGUUAAGCGGUACAAGAAGAUCCUUGCCGAAAUCUUCCCCAGAACACAGGACGAAGAACCAAAUGAUAGGAGGAUCGGGAAGCUGUGCGAGUACGCCGCCAAGAACCCUCUUAGAGUGCCCAAGAUCACAGUUUACUUGGAGCAAAGGAUUUACAAGGAAUUAAGAGCCGAGCAGUAUGGUUUUGCAAAAGUGGUGAUGCUGAUACACCGCGGACUGCUGGUGUCUUGCAAAGGACAAAUAGCACACUGUUCUGCGCUCCGAGCAAGCGCCACUGAUGCUACAAUAUAUCAAAGUUCUGAAAUUGUGAGCAUUCAUAUACAGUCUUUGGAUCAAACAACAAAGGCAGCACACAUAAUUACAAGCACAUUUUGGAGUCCUGUCAAAUAUUUCUGCAGGGGCUGGUUCCCAAGGGGCAGGAUUGCAGUCCUUCAGAUCUGCUGGGAAGAAGGUGGAUGCUUCAUGUUGGUGAAUAUAAUGGACUAUGUAUGGUGAAUUUGGUAGCUUUCGGAAUGGGCCUUACUCUCUGGUUUUUCCUUCCACGACAACAUGGUGUACGAGUCGGCAUGAGCUGUGUAAGGUACUGAUGAUCUCUGAUGUGAGAUACUCAUGUGAUUAUAAUGUCGCUGCCUCCCUUUGCAAGCAUACCAAUGUGCGUUGAUCAACUGGAAGUCAAGGUUCUGGUCAAUUGAUUUAUAUCUCGAAUUUCCUUCUAUUUUCCUUCGUGCUCAUCUAUCCCGCGAGUUAUUGUACAUGCACCCCCAUUAUUAUGCUAAAGGAAAAACAUGUGAAUGAUUUUGUAAGAGUUCGGAGUACUAUGAGCAUUUCUAAAGAUUCACACCACAUCGACUUCUGGAGCAGGCAUUCACCUUAAUGCAGGGGACAUAUGGUCGGUAACAAUCUUCUCAUGUUUAAUUAGCCUUUGUUGCUCCAUUUUAAAUAUCGUCCUGCAUGGAAGUGUUUUGUUCCUUUCUUCUUGCUGAGUACUUCAUGGCCUGGUUGUGUUUGACCCCUUUGUGGUGCUGACUGGUGUGCCGUCCCGGUCAGAGCCAACAUGAAGAGAGAGGUGGGGAGGACUUGUGUAUAUGAUUAGGGGGUCAUGGAUUUGUGUAGCUAGCUACCAUGGCUAAUCUUGUGUCUGAUGCACAUAUUUAUUUUUAUGGUUUGCUUCCUGGUGUUCUAAUUUGAGAUUUCCUGCCUUACUUUUGGCAGUACCUCCAUCAAAACUAGGAAGACAUUUUUUGGUGUUCUAAUUUGAGAUUUCCUGCCUUACUUUUGGCAGUACCUCCAUCAAAACUAGGAAGACAUUUUUUAGUAAUGUUGUGCUUCUUGUACCAUACUUGUGGUUAUAUUUUUUUGGAUUGCAAAAUUUUAUUUGUUUCCAUUCUAGGUUCACUCAUCUCUUUAGAAUUCUAUCAACAGAUUUUUCAGAGAACACCUCGACGAGCAAGAUCUUCAGACAGAGCUAUCCAAUACACUACUAUCGCCAUAUGACAUAGAAAAAUUAUAUAUAUCGGUUCUCUUAGGCUACCGUUAGGACUUGCUUUUGGUAUAUCAUGUGACAUUUUCUAUGACAUCCUCAAAGUGAUGUAAUUAACCAAACCAUUGUUGUUAUUAGUGCUUAGUUCCUCCUAUAUCUUUCUUUGAGAAAUUCAAACAAUGGAAUCAGUCGUCUAUAUUUCCUUCCAUCUGUGGAAUACAUAUUGUAUAACCAGUAAUGGACUAGGUGGGUGCUGCCAUCGUGCUUUGCUAUUUGUGUAAUAGCCUGAAUAAAAAAUGAAUCAUGUUCUACCAAGUUGGAUAUAA
Triticum aestivum (bread wheat) is the source of this 3656-nucleotide messenger RNA. Its product is annotated as protein SEMI-ROLLED LEAF 2. Bases 1767 to 2345 code for a protein of 192 amino acids. The transcript is spliced from 7 exons. The record is from RefSeq and is a predicted model, not a curated record. Lineage: Eukaryota; Viridiplantae; Streptophyta; Magnoliopsida; Poales; Poaceae.